UUAGUGAGAGACAAGGCGAGAGAGAGAGAGAGAGAGAGAGAGAGAGAAUGGGUGAGGUAGCAACAGCAGCUGAUACUGCAAAUACAUUGACGAAGAAGAAGAAGAAAGGUCGGCCAUCUCUACUCGAUCUCCAGAAACGAGCUAUCAAACAGCAACAAUUGCUUCAGAGAACAAAGCCCCAUGUUAAAACAGAAGCAGAAGAAGAUGAGCUUAGAUCCGGUUUCAGAAACCCUAAUUCCGGCGCCCGAUCGAAUCGCCGGAAUUCUAAUUCUGCCGAAGACGACGACGACGAUGAGCGGAGGGACAAAAAACAUCGGCUUUUGCACGGAUUGAACUCACACGACCUUCCUGAUUCUUCUUCUGAUUUCAAAUCUGACGGCGGCGAUUUCAACGCCGAUGCAUCAAUCUCCCGCCGUUACGGAUCUGACGAUACGGGAGAAAAGGCUUCGAAAGCGACAGACAUUCUUCUAAGAGGGUCACUUGUAGAGUCUGGCCCCUCUUCUACUCCUUUGCCUGACAAAAAGUUGCUGUUGUUCAUCCUUGAUAGAGUUCAAAAGAAGGAUACAUAUGGAGUGUACUCUGACCCAGUUGAUACUGAGGAGCUUCCUGAUUAUCAUGACGUUAUCAAGAAUCCGAUGGAUUUCAGCACAUUGAGGAAGAAAUUAGAAUCCGGGGCAUAUGCAACCUUAGAACAAUUUGAGCAAGACGUGUUUUUAAUAUGUACAAAUGCGAUGGAGUACAAUUCCGCAGAUACAGUAUACUUCCGACAGGCACGAGCUAUGCUUGAGUUGGCUAAAAAGGACUUUGGAAAUUUGAGACAAGAAAGUGAUGGUGAAGAACCAGUCUCACUGUCGCAACAGCCUAAAGUGGUCAAAAGAGGCCGUCCUCCAGGCUCAGGCCUUAAGAAACAGCUUGAGCAAUCUUUGAUUGACCGCACCACUUCUGAAAUUUCAGCUGAUGCAGCUGGAGAUAUCUCUAGAUUAUCCGGUUCUUACAAUCUGAGGAAAAAUCCUCCUUCUUAUGGAUUCCGCCAAGCAGAGAGUUGCGUUAGAAUCAACCAUAAUAAUGAGAAUCAAAAUGGCUUGUUGAUAGAUUGGGAGAAGGAGUUUCCACCUUCUGUUGUGAAGGCCGUCAACAAAUAUGGGAUGAAAAAUGUCGAUGAGAACAGGCGAGAUACCUACAACCACUCUACUUCCUUGCAAGACGCUUCGAUUUUCACAAUGCUUGAAGAUGAUUUAAAACAGUUAACUCCAGUUGGGUUGAGAACUGAAUAUGGGUACGCUAGGAGUCUAGCACGAUAUGCAGCCAACCUUGGUCCUGUUGCUUGGAGAUUUGCCAGUAAAAGAAUUGAAACAAUGUUACCAGCUGGAACUGAAUUUGGUCCUGGGUGGGUUGGAGAGAAUCCAGAAGCUCCUCCUGAGAAUGCUCCUCAACAGCAAAUCUUAAUAUCUGGAAGGCAAAAGUGUUCAAGUGACUUUGCGUCUGAUAAUCAUCGUCAUUUAAGCAGAAUCAUGUCUCCCACAGCCUCUGUCUCAAGCUCCAUCAUAGCAAACAAUCAUUCUUCACAUGAGAGCAAAGAGUCUGAACCAGCUGAUCACUUUUUGAAUCAAGAAACCAAGAGCAAUGGUCUAGUUCAUAGUUUCAGCGGAGUUAACAACAAACCAAACCAGAUGCUGGAAACAGCUGUCUCGCAACAAGGCUUGUCUCAGAACAUAAAACAGGAAUUUCAGCGGUUGCCACCGGAUCUUAACGAUAGGGUUGUCUCACCAAACUCACCUGGCUCUAACCAUCAAGCAGGUUCAUGGCAACAUCCAGAUUUGGCAUUACAGCUCUAAGUAAUUUCUACUAGUCUUGAAAGCUUUACUGAUAUGAGGGAGAAGAAUAGGCAGAGGCAUGUGAUUCUUGGUACAAGGUUGAAAAUAUAGGGAAAGUCUAUUGUACAGAUCGUUGCAACUUUUAGAUGUUUUAGGGUAAAAAUUAAAAAGGAAGGAAACCGAUAAGAGUGAGUACAACUCACAAGAUGUAAGAAUGUAAAAUUUGUACAAUUUUUUCUAGUCCAUCAAAUUAAAGUUAUCAAUGUGCAUUUGAAUA
This is a messenger RNA of Capsella rubella, 2091 nucleotides long. Its product is annotated as bromodomain-containing protein 9. The coding region runs from base 48 to 1835 and encodes 595 amino acids. The transcript is spliced from 9 exons. Lineage: Eukaryota; Viridiplantae; Streptophyta; Magnoliopsida; Brassicales; Brassicaceae. Gene Ontology annotation, molecular function: protein binding. The record is from RefSeq and is a predicted model, not a curated record.